GAGCGGGUCUAACAGCUUCACAUCACAUCAGACUGUCUCUCUACCCGACAGCGGCUAUUGGGACUGAAGGAGGACUGUCACAGUCUAGAGUCACCCUAGAUCAGCGUCUUUUGAGCCUCGAGGGAGACUGUCACGGCCUAGAGUGUGCCAGAGUGUAUAUCUACCCGACAGCUGCUAUUGGGACUCGGGGGAGACUGUCACGGCCUAGAGAGUACCCGAGUGUAUAUCUACCCGACAACGUCUAUUGGGACUCGGGGGAGACUGUCACGGCCUAGAGAGUACCCGAGUGGAAAUCCACCCGUCAGCAUAUUUUGAGCCUCGAGGGAGACUGUCAAAGUCUGGAGAUAGAAUGGAGUACGGGUUGCAUUGUGAGUCUGUCUCCUGCUCUAAGGGGUUGAUCGUCCUGUUGCUGAUGCUCAUGCACGGAGGGUCGAGGGCAACAAGAGAAGAAUUCAUUCAAGCACUUCUAAUCGACUAUGAUAGUAGAAUACAGCCGAAUUUUGAAAACGAUUCCUACACGGAUGUCAAUGUUAGUCUCUUCAUCAACAGUGUGGACUCCAUCAGUGAGCAGACUAUGGAUCUGAAGCUGAACAUGUUCAUACAACAGGAGUGGAUAGACGAACGUCUACAAUUCUACGGUCUCAUCGACUCCGCCUUCCUCGAGCUCGACUCCAAACUAAUUGAUCUGAUUUGGGUCCCCGACCUCUACGUCACCAACGAGAAAAGCGCGUCAUUCCACGACGUCACAGUACCCAACAAAAUGCUCCAUCUAUACGAGAACGGUCGCAUUGUGUAUCGACUGCGAGCGUCUAUUACAGCCGCGUGUCCGAUGAAACUUCACAAAUAUCCACUCGACUCACAAGUCUGCGCCCUUUACAUACAGAGCUUUGCAUUUACCAGAAACAACCUUCGAUUCCGAUGGCGAAAGGUCAAUCCCAUUCAAACUAAUGAAAAUAUGGAACUACCUCAAUUCGAACUCCGUGAACAUCACGUUUCAGAAUGUUUGAGUUUCGGAGGUGAUACUGAAGGUAACUUCACGUGCAUUCAGCUGCAGAUGAGUUUCAACCGGAACAUCGGCUACUUCGUAAUACAGGUGUACAUACCAACCAUCCUUAUCGUGCUGCUCUCAUGGGUGUCCUUCUGGCUCAGCAUAGACGCGGUCCCAGCUCGAAUCUCACUAGGAAUUCUUACAGUUCUCACACUGACCAAUCAAAGGACAAACAUGGCGUCAUCCGUGCCCCAGGUGUCGUAUAUCAAGGCACUGGACGUGUGGAUGGCUGUUUGUCUAGGGUUUGUCUUUGCCGCCAUGUUGGAAUACGCCCUAGUAAAUGUUAUGGAGCGGAAGGACGUACAGAAAAGUGACAGCUUUGAUCCCGAUUUAUCCAAGGUGAAAGUUCAAAAACGAGGAGAACAAAUAGACCGUAUCUCCCGCCUUGCCUUCCCGCUGGUGUUCCUCGGCUUCUGUGCUUUAUACUGGAUUGUUUACACGGUGUAGAGACAGUAUUACCUACCCGUAAUGUACUGGGUUGUUUAAAUGGUGUAGAGACAGUAUUACCUACCCGUAAUGUGCUGGGUUGUUUACACGGUGUAGAGACGGUAUUACCUACCCGUAAUGUACUGGGUUGUUUAAAUGGUGUAGAGACAAUAUUACCUACCCGUAAUGU
Mizuhopecten yessoensis (Yesso scallop) is the source of this 1664-nucleotide messenger RNA. RefSeq names its product glycine receptor subunit alpha-2-like. Gene Ontology annotation, biological process: signal transduction; chemical synaptic transmission; chloride transmembrane transport. Gene Ontology annotation, cellular component: synapse; membrane; neuron projection. The coding region runs from base 350 to 1495 and encodes 381 amino acids. Gene Ontology annotation, molecular function: neurotransmitter receptor activity; chloride channel activity; extracellular ligand-gated monoatomic ion channel activity. The record is from RefSeq and is a predicted model, not a curated record. The transcript has 8 exons. NCBI's taxonomy places the organism in Eukaryota, Metazoa, Mollusca, Bivalvia, Pectinida, Pectinidae.